Gossypium raimondii (Peruvian cotton) is the source of this 3898-nucleotide messenger RNA. RefSeq names its product LRR receptor-like serine/threonine-protein kinase RPK2. The record is from RefSeq and is a predicted model, not a curated record. The transcript has a single exon. Bases 215 to 3610 code for a protein of 1131 amino acids. Gene Ontology annotation, biological process: protein phosphorylation. Gene Ontology annotation, molecular function: ATP binding; protein kinase activity; protein binding. NCBI's taxonomy places the organism in Eukaryota, Viridiplantae, Streptophyta, Magnoliopsida, Malvales, Malvaceae.
CGAAAGAAGGAAGAAAAGGAAAGUAAACGAGUCCAUUCAUUGUUGAAAUUUUCUCUCUCCCCAAAUAGCCCGAAAAAUUAGGGUUAGGGUUUUUAAAAAAACCCAAACCAGAAGACGAAGAAGAAAACCCAGAUUCACCUCUUCAAAUUCUUGUAAAAAGGGAGCCUUUUUUUAAAGUUUUUCAUUUAGAAAAAAAAAAAGUUCAACUUGAAAGAUGGCUUCGUUUUCAGCUCCAGUUAUCAAGUGGCAGCCAUUUUUCUUACUCUUCUGUGCGUUGAACUGUGUCGUUUGGAGUGAUGAUUCUUCAGACAAAGCUGUUCUUCUUGAAUUUAAGGAGUCUGUCUCAGAUCUUUCGGGGCUUUUAUCCACUUGGUCCGAGAAUUCCCAUCACUGUUCAUGGUCUGGUGUUACAUGUGACAAAGACUUCAAGGUUCUGUCUCUUAACAUAACUGGUUUUGGGAAAGGUCCAAAAGGUAAUAAUAGUCUCAACAAAACAGCUGUUUCUGCUUCGUUUUCUUGUUCUAACUACAGUUUAUACCCAUUUUAUGGAUUUGGUAUUAGAAGGAAUUGUGGGGUAAGUAAUGGGAGUUUGUCUGGUAAAUUGUUGCCUUCCAUUGGGAAAUUGAGUGAACUUAAGAUUUUAUCACUUCCUUUUCAUAGAUUUCAUGGUGAAAUCCCUUCUGAAAUUUGGGGGUUGGAAAAGUUGGAAGUACUUGAUUUAGAGAACUGUUUGUUAUCUGGGAAAUUGCCUGUUACAGUUUCCGGGUUAAAGAAUUUGAGAGUUCUUAAUUUAGGGUUUAAUAAUAUCAGAGGAGAGAUACCAAGUUGGCUUUCGAGUUUGGAACGAAUGGAGAUGUUAAACUUGGCUGGUAAUCUUGUGAAUGGAACCGUUCCAGCAUUUGUCGGAAGGUUUAGAGAUGUUUAUUUGUCGUUUACGUGGUUAGGGGGGUCAUUACCGGCUGAUAUUGGUGAAGAUUGUAGGCUUGAGCAUUUGGAUUUAUCGGGGAACUACUUUGUUGGGGAGAUUCCUGCUAGUUUGGGGAAGUGUAGUCAUUUGAGGUCGUUGUUGUUAUAUACAAAUAUGUUUGAAGAAGGCAUUCCACGUGAACUCGGUCAGCUUCAGAAUCUUGAAGUGUUGGAUGUUUCAAGGAAUAGUUUGAGUGGUCCGGUACCUGUUGAGCUCGGGAACUGUUCUGCUUUGACAGUGCUUGUUCUUUCAAGUAUGUUUAAUCCAUAUGAUAACCUUGCUAUGGUUAAAGGGGAUGCAAACUAUGUAAGUGAUGAUUUUAAUUUUUAUCAAGGUGCGAUCCCGAGUGAAAUUACAAAGCUUUCAAAGCUGAGGGUAUUAUGGGCUCCAAGAGCAACGUUAGAAGGCAACUUGCCGAAAGAUUGGGGUUCUUGUGAUAACUUGGAGAUGGUGAAUUUGGCGCAGAAUUUCUUUGCCGGUGAAAUUCCGGUCGGUCUUACGCUCUGCAAGAAGCUGCGGUAUCUUGACUUGAGUUCGAAUAAGCGCCUUACUGGAGAGCUUAAAAAGGAACUUGCAGUUCCUUGUAUGAGUGUCUUCGAUGUCAGUGAAAAUUCCUUGUCAGGUAAUAUCCCGAGAUUCGACAACAGUGGAUGUCCCGAUGUUCUUACAUCGGAUUCCUAUUCUUUUGAACCCUUCAACCCAACAUCAGCAUAUUUAUCAUUUUUGGCGAGUAAAGUUCAGGUUGGAACAUCUAUCAAUUUUUUGGACAGAGAUGGGGGUCCUGCUGUGUUUCACAAAUUUGCUGGUAACAACUUCAGUGGCAGUGUCUUAUCAAUGCCGGUCUCACCACAAAGAUUGGAGAAACAUAUUUCUUAUGCAUUUUAUGCCGGAGAGAACUUUCUCAGUGGACCAUUUCCUGGGAAUUUGUUCGAGAACUGCAACGGAUUGGAUGCACUGUUUGUUAAUGUCAGCUACAACAGAAUGUCUGGUCCGAUUCCGGAGGACAUCAGUAAAGUUUGCAAAUCUCUCAAAUUUCUGGAUGUCUCUAUGAAUCAAAUAACUGGGCUGAUUCCCCCGAGCAUGGCAGACUUAGAUUCACUUGUUUCUCUUAAUUUGAGUUGGAACCUGUUACAAGGUCAGAUUCCGAGCAGUUUUGGGCAGAUGAAGGAUCUCCGGUUUCUUUCUUUGGCUGGUAACAAUCUGACUGGUUCUAUUCCUUCCACGUUCGGGCUGUUGCGAUCUUUAGAAAAGUUGGAGCUGUUGUCAAAUUCACUUUCUGGUGAAAUUCCUGAAAGCCUGGUUAACUUGAAAAAUCUGACUGUUCUUCUGCUCAAUAACAACAAAUUGUCCGGGCAAAUUCCGUCUGGUUUGGCGAAUGUGACUAUGCUCUCUUCUUUCAACGUGUCCUUCAAUAAUUUGUCGGGGCCACUGCCGUCGAGUAAUAAUUUGAUGAAAUGCAGCAGCCUUCUCGGAAACCCUCUUCUACAACCGUGCCGUUCAUACACCUUAAUGCCAUCUUCAGAUCAAGCUAGAGCAGGUGAUUCACAAAAUUAUGCUGCAUCACCACCGGGACCUGCAACUCAAAAGAAUAGAAAUAGUGGUUUCCGUUCAAUCGAGAUAGCAUCGAUAACAUCCGCUUCAGCCAUUGUUUCCGUUCUUCUGGCUCUUGUUAUUUUAUUCCUAUUUACGAGGAAGUGGAAUUCAAGAUCCAAAAUCAGCACCACCAAAAAAGAAGUGACUAUUUUCACAGAAAUCCCGGUGCCGUUGACAUUUGACAUUGUUGUGCAAGCCACAGGGAAUUUCAAUGCCAGCAACUGUAUUGGGAAUGGAGGUUUCGGGUCAACUUAUAAAGCCGAGAUCUCUCCUGGAGUUUUAGUUGCAAUAAAGCGGCUUGCUAUUGGACGGUUACAAGGCUUUCAACAGUUUGAUGCUGAAAUUAAAAUUCUCGGGAGGUUACGCCACCCGAAUCUUGUCACUUUAAUCGGGUACCAUGCCAGUGAAACUGAGACAUUCCUUAUAUACAAUUAUUUGCCGGGUGGUAACUUGGAAAAGUUUAUUCAAGAGAGGUCGACGAGAGCUGUGGAAUGGAGGGUACUUCACAAGAUUGCUUUAGACAUAGCCCGAGCUCUCGCCUACCUACAUGAUCAAUGUGUACCACGUAUUCUCCAUCGUGAUGUCAAACCAAGCAAUAUCUUGUUAGACGAUGAUCACAAUGCUUAUUUAUCGGAUUUCGGUUUGGCCAGACUUUUGGGAACUUCAGAAACUCACGCUACCACAGGUGUUGCUGGAACUUUCGGGUAUGUUGCUCCGGAAUAUGCAAUGACUUGCCGUGUUUCUGAUAAAGCUGAUGUUUACAGUUACGGGGUGGUACUCCUCGAGCUGCUCUCUGAUAAGAAAGCUUUAGAUCCUUCAUUUUCUCCUUACGGAAAUGGUUUCAACAUCGUUCAAUGGUCUUGCAUGCUCUUACGACAAGGCCAAGCCAAAGAGUUCUUCACUGCAGGUUUAUGGGAUGCAGGUCCCCAAAACGACUUGGUCGAAGUUCUACACUUGGCAGUUGUGUGUACCGUCGAUUCACUCUCGACUAGACCUACAAUGAAACAAGUAGUGCGACGGCUAAAGCAACUUGAGCCACCGUCUUUUUAGGACCUGAUAAAGCUUCUGUUGAUUAACAUAGUGGUCAUAGGAGGUAAGCCCCCACUCACUGUAUGAUCGUUGUCGCUGGCUGCCUUUAGGUAGAGUUCUGAACUGUAGUUAUUGCCACUUGUAAAUUGUAAUUACAGUUUUGCCCCCAUUUUUCGAUGCUAUUUCUCGGAUAUAAGGGGUUCACUGAUGACUGCAGAUGAAUACAGAUAAAUUUUUUUUUCUUAAUCCAAGUUCUAGAGUUGUAAGUUCCAUUUGAUGUCUAAAUAAAAGAAUAGAAUAGUUUUUUCA